Megalops cyprinoides (Indo-Pacific tarpon) is the source of this 1541-nucleotide messenger RNA. RefSeq lists its product as uncharacterized. The record is from RefSeq and is a predicted model, not a curated record. The coding region runs from base 263 to 1213 and encodes 316 amino acids. NCBI's taxonomy places the organism in Eukaryota, Metazoa, Chordata, Actinopteri, Elopiformes, Megalopidae. The transcript is spliced from 5 exons.
AAAAAAAAGAAUUACUGAUCAAAUAGUUUAGAAUUUUUUCUAGGAGUGGGUUCCAAGAAUUUCCCCCAAUAACAUGCUGUCAAUACCUGCCACGUGGAAGCUGCAGGAACACAGAGCUGGCACUGUGACCUCACACCUGUGACCUCACUCUUCCCUGCCAGGGUGCAGACGCAGGUGCUGAUAAGCAGGAGCCGCUGGCUUUAAAGGCAGGCAGUGUGGCAGGGGACACCGAGACGCUGGCACACAGACUGAAAAAGGCAUCAUGCAUCUGAAAUUAGUGGUCUUUGCAUUCUACCUUUUGGCAGCAGCAGCAUAUCCAGUUCUGCCAAAUGACGAGACUUCCUGGAGAGAACGAUCAUGGGAUAGCCCCAGUCAAACAGCCAAUCAAGCGGCUGAUAAAACGCCGGUUCUCAAGCAUGCGCACAGCGGGAACUGGAAGCAGCAGCUGGAGGACAGUGAGCUGUACUCGCGGGACGUCCCGGCGGACUGGCCGAAGCUGGGCGUGGCGUCGGAGCGGCUGCGGGCGCGGCUCAUGCAGGAGCUGAGGGAGCUGAGGGAGAAGCUGGCGGCGUAUGCCCCGCCCCCUGAGCAGGGCCUGCCUGCCCUGCGGGACCGCCUCGCCCCCCUCACCCGACACCUCCGGGGGGCGCUCCACACCAGCACCCAGGAGCUGUGCACCCAGCUCUCCCGCCACGCCCAGGGGCCGGAGGCGGAGGGCGAGGGGCAGCAGGAGGCCGUGUGGCGGGUGGGGCUGGCUGUGGGUGGCGGGCUCCAGGACCUGUCUGCUCACCUGGAGGAGUUCCACACUCAGGCGUCCGGUGCCCUCAGGGAGCUGGGGGGCACCCUCACCCAGCCCUCCCAGGAGGAGGUGACUGCGGUGCUGAGGAGGGAGGUGGAAGCGUUCAGGGCGGAGCUCCAGAGCAGGGCGGCGGCUCUGCGGGUGGGGCUGGAGGAGACUCCGCCCACUGUGCAGCCCCUCGGGGAGCGGCUCUCCAAAGGCGUGGCCCAGUUCUGCCACGCCUCCUCAGAGCAGAACCAGCAGCUCUCUGACAGGAUAGAGAAGUACCUGGAGGGGCUGGAGCCGGGGGAGGGGCAGGGGCGGGGCCCAGGUGAGGUGACCUCACCACCCCUCGGCAGCACAGGUUCCCUGAAAGAGGACUUCUCCCUCAGACUGAGCGCGCUGCUCCGGGACAUUAUGCAGACCCUGAACUGACUGGUGCCUCAGCUGCGUCAGCCACGAUGACUCAGCGCUCUGCUGACAUCACAGCCUGUUACAGCAUAUUCCAUGUGAGAUGGCCGGCUUGAACGCUGCAGAUGAACACAGGGCCCUGUGAGGUGUACGAAGUACAUCCUGAACAUUUAUGAGCUUCCACAGUUUUCAAGCAUUUAGCGGUCACCAUGACGGGCUCUUGCCAGGCUAAUCCACAUCUAGAUCACUCAGACCUGGGUGAAAUCCAGCACAGGACAACGCUCUUCUGCAUCUAAUGCAAAACUGGAGUCCUGGUUACUCUAGGAGUCCAGAGUUUACACUGCAGUCAGUA